CACAUACCUACACCCCUCUUCCACUGACUCCUUUCCCUUCUACCAUUCAACUUGCCUUCUCGCCAACCAACCUUUGAUCAUUCUUAUCACCUUCUAUUCUCUUUCCCCUACAGCUAGACCUCAACGCUGGUAUCGUGAGUUCGGCAUGAUUUUGGGACUCUUCUCUCCAUCUUAACUUGACAACCUCAUAUUCUAAACACACAGUACAACAUGGACAUGAAAGAUGCGACCAAGCCAUCUAUCGACAUGCCCUCUGAUCUACCUCCUCGAAAAGCGGGCCCUAAGGAUGAGUGGGAGGACUGGGACGAGAACACAGGGACGAGGGUAGUGGCAGGAGAUGAAGACGGGCUCCUGAUUGAUUUCUCCAACGACACAGUACAAAAAUCCCGUAAAUCUACAACUACGCCAGCUGGCAGAAGCAGCGCGGCACGAGAUGCAGUCCAGAAGCCUCCCCUCCGGGUCAGAUCCAGAGCUAGACAGAGGGCUCAGAACGCGAGGGCAGGCAUCAAACUAGUAACUGAUAUGACCAAGUUUCGCCGGUCAGCGACAGCUGCGCAUAAGCGGUCGGGCAGCCACAGCAAUGUGAGGGCGAAAUAUGUCGAUGCCGCAGCACUCCACGCAUUAGAGGGCGAGCCCUCGUCAGCCUCGAUAGGUAGCUUCUCAUGGCUCAAGCAGAAGCCCGGGAACAUGAACGCCGCUUCGAACCCAAUCCUUAAACCUGCACGUCCUGCCUCUUCGGAUCUGUCCCCGGACGCCCGACCAAUCGUCAUUGGCAUCUCGGUUCCUUCCGACAACUUAUCCGAACACCAAGUUAGUCCCUAUACCGCAGUAAUUGAGACACCAAUCGGCUUCUACAGGUCCUCUCGAAAUCCUUCUGCGGGGGGCGGGAACGCUACGAUACCCGCACCGCUACGCUCGGUGUGGUCCCCGGAUACGGAAGCAAGCGAGUCCCCGUACCGCAGCCCUAAAAUCCGCUCCAGUGUCAUAUCUUUGCAGCCGAGUACGCCCGGCCUUGAUGCCGAUGCGCCCCCUGUGCCUGCGUUGCCGGCGGUCCUGAAUUCCAAGCAGAAGCAGGCCGAGCGGAUCGAGGAUCUGGACGACGAUGAUAUCGGAACGCCAUGCACCCUCUUUGAGGAGGAUGGCAGCCCCAUGGCGACUCGUAAGUCAGCCAAACCAAUUCCGGCAGCAGUACCGAGCCCUGCAAGCGCCAGCAGCCAGGCCCAUGGCUGGUGGGACCAUGUUACGACUCCAUUCCUGCAACAAUCUAGCCCCCUCGAACACCGAGGACAAGAGACAGAGGCCAAUUCUCCGGAGCAAUGGAACCCAUUCAGGACGCAGGCACGAGAAGCAGAGCCUAGCGCCUCGUCGUCUCAACCGUCUCGUCGGGAAUUGUGGGCAGGAGCCGACGAGAAGGGUGAAUCCUCGAAGUCGGCGGGAUUGACCAUAGCUAGUGCAUCAGCGGCUACCCAUGGGCAACAACCCGUAGCCGAAUUGGCCAGGUCCUCAUCUGCGGCGACUUCGUCAACCGGUGUUGAGACACAUUCCGAGAAGGCCAGAAUCCUCGCCGAAGAGAACCAGACGCCAAGCGAGGAGCCGCCGCCGUAUUCCCCUCCCAAAUCGGGAAAAAUCGCUAAAUAUACCGUAAUAUUACCACCCUCAGAAUCGCUCGGCCCCCAGCCCGUCCCGUCCCCCGGCCCAGUAACUCCGGGUUUGCCAGGGACAAUGACGGCUCGAGGCGCUAUCAACAUGUCGGAUAUACCUCUGACGCCGCCCGCAGAUCGACCUACUCAACCCGCAGUGGCACUCCCCGACCGUGCGCCUGGUUCGUAUAGGCCCGGCGAUCACUUUUACGAAGCGCGAGGAGUCGAUAACCGGGUCGAGAGGCAGCGGCGCCGCCACGAAAAGGAGGAGGUAGUCGCUAGGAAGGCCGGCGGCUUGUGGAGGGGUCGCGGCUGUAUUCCCGAAGGUGGAUGCUUCGGACGUAGUGGCCGGGAGGGCAGGAAGCGGAGACGUAUCUGUCUGGCAAUCAUCGGCGGUAUACUCGCCGCUAUUAUCCUCGCUGUUGUCCUCGCUGUCGUUCUUACGCGCCGAAGACCGGAAGACCCGAUCCCCUCAAUUUGGGUCAACCUGACAGACUUUCCGCCGAUGCCCACCGGUGUCCUGACGGUCGUCGGACCGGACAACAUCGAGGCGAGGUCCGGGUGCCUAGUGGCGACGGCGCAGACGGCUUGGUCAUGCUCGCUGCCGAAGGAAAAACACGACUCGGUGGCGCCACGCGCGCCCAACCAGCCCACCUUCAUCUUCCAGAUUCAGUACGAUAAUAGCACGCGGGCAUUGUGGAACAUCCCAAACGAUGACGGGACCAGUAAUAUAACGGAUACGGGAUUCACGCCCGACCCGGCGCCGCCCUUGAUCACGGAUAUACGAUUUAUGGGUAACACAACGGACCACAUCGAGGCGGACGACAAGGCGGGGGAGCCGACACCCUUCUUCAUCAGCCUGCUGCCGACGGUCGACGAGACAGUCGGCCCAAACCACGCGCUCAACCGCCGUCAGGGCAUUAACAACGCGAUCCCCAACAGCGACGACAGUGACGACAACGGCGGCCCGCUGGCCACAAGCCUGUCGGACCGGCUACCACCACCGUCUGUUAACGGCGACGGCACGGGGGCGCCGGCGCGUAUGUUUCCGCUGCCCCGGCAGCAGCCGGCGCGGUUGUUCGACCGCGGGCUGCCGACGGAGCACUACGGGUUCUACACGUACUUUGACAAGACGAUCUACCUACGAAGCAGCGUGAACGCGACCGCGGAGGAUGGCGAUGGCGGAGCAGCGCUCACGGAGGCUCGAGAGGUCGUGACGUUCGCGGAGACGCGGUUCCUCGUGCAGAUCUGGACGCGGAUGGAGAACACGACGCAGCUCCUCGGCGGCAACGGCGGAUCGCCCCUACCCGUGUUUCCCGAGAGCGAGGACAGCUUUACGACGGCGAAGACUCCAGGGACGAUGCCGUACCCGAUAACCGUGACCGAGGACAUGCACGGCGGCGACCCAGCGAAGAAGAUCAAUUACCGGUUCGGUGUGACGUCGAGCGGAGAGAUCAACCCCGACGACGCGAAGCUCGUGCUUGUCGAUCUCAAGUUCGCGGGGACGCUCGUCAACGGCCGUAACAACGAGCCUGACCUGUCACUCGGCGGGAUCGACGGCGGCACCGGCGGCUGCAACUGCGUCUGGGUUAACUUCAAGGGCUUCCAGAAGGUCUCCUCCACGUGAUUCCCCCCCCUUUCGACCCAAUGCUACGCCCGAUUUCUGAUUCUGUUCUUUCCGCCCCGGCGCGACAGGGGUGCUCUCCCCAGGGGGGAGCCGGAGAAAGCACCUUU
Durotheca rogersii is the source of this 3374-nucleotide messenger RNA. RefSeq lists its product as uncharacterized. The record is from RefSeq and is a predicted model, not a curated record. Bases 211 to 3267 code for a protein of 1018 amino acids. Lineage: Eukaryota; Fungi; Ascomycota; Sordariomycetes; Xylariales; Xylariaceae. The transcript has a single exon.